AUGCCUCAUCAACCAGAAAGAGAGUAUCCCUGGUACUUGCACCCCAAUGGGGCCGGAAAGAAGUCAGGCCUACCCACGCGCUUCCACCACCACCGCUGCCACGUAUGCAACAGCGUCUUGAAGACCUUCGCCCGCAAACAGGGUUGCGAAAAAGACAGCUUCGUCUCUGCUCAAAAUUGCUACAAUUGCAUGUUUAACGUCUCAUGGAAAUUGGCAACACUAGAUAACAAGUCUCUACACGAAGAAUACGCUAGAAUGUGCGACAAUUAUAAUAAGAAGUUGGAAAGGAGACUAGCGAAGAGUCUGCGACCUCGCGUCCAACACGAGCCUGCUUGCCAUAACAAUUCGCACCUGGUCCAGUCUCAAGAACAGGUUGAUAUCCCUGAAGACUACCAAGACGAAAGAAUGGCCGGCGCGCAGGUAGGGGUUGACAACGCCCUGGAGGGAGCCUUGGCACUAAGCCGAAGUCUUGUGGAGAUAGAAGACAUUGGAGAGGCAUUGGGCACAAGAGAGUUCCAGUUAUUUCUCAUUCCCAAACUCAAUUUUUGA
Molecule: messenger RNA, 549 nt
Organism: Fusarium poae
Lineage: Eukaryota; Fungi; Ascomycota; Sordariomycetes; Hypocreales; Nectriaceae
Exons: 4
Coding region: 1-549 (182 amino acids)
Source: RefSeq, a predicted model, not a curated record